CCCUUUGAGUAUUCGGUUUUUAGCUACUCUCUGCUCACCCUCACCCUGUCAGUGAUUGUCAAUGUCCGUCUCCCCUUCUCCUCCGAGUGAGGAUCAGAUAUCAAAGGAGUGGCCCCUCCACUGGUUAGUGUGGAAUAACGAGCAUAAAGGCCUUCACAGACUACUCGAGCAAAAACUGUAUGACAAGGAGCAGGUUGAUCCGAGGGGUCGUACUCCAUUACAUUUGUCAGUAUCACUGAACCACAGAGACUGUACGGAGGUCCUUCUCUAUCACGGAGCUAAUGCAUUAGCCACUAACAGGCACCAUUGGUCAGUGUUGCAUGAGGCAAUAUGUACUGGCAAUUCAGAACUGGUGGGUAUGGUCCUGGCACUGAGGGACAGACAAGAAUCAAACGACAGAGCCAAAGUAAUCCCUCACCUACUGGAGAAACUGGAGGCCUCAGCUGAUUUUUAUAUCGAAAUGAAGUGGGAAUUCACCUCCUGGAUUCCGUUGUUGUCCAGAAUGUGUCCCAGUGAUACUUACAAGAUAUGGAAGAAAGGUACCAAGGUACGGGUUGAUACCAGUUUGGUUGGUUUCCAAGGAAUGAAGUGGUUGAGGGGAAACAGGUCCAUCAUAUUUGAAGUCUCAGCUAAAGGAGCUGUAUUCUCUGAGAUUGAUCAUGAGGAGCUGUCGAUAUGGGAACAACCUUUUGUGAUGGAUGAUCGCCAGUUGAAUCCUGUUCAACAAAUGCUGAGUCAUGAGCUAUCAGUAUAUCGGAGACUAAAGGCCCCAGUAGUAUCAACAGUCUUUAUGUCUCAGAAUGUUUCCUUUGAAAGACAGAAGUCUGGUAUUUGGGGCUUUAGGAGUGAUAGAACUGAAGUUGUUAAUGGUUAUAAAGCUAAGGUUUUUUCGGCUAGUGGUUUGGAUAUUGUAACUAGAACAAGAGUUGAUCAUUUGCCGGAAGAAGAGAAAGAAAAACAAAAAAAUGCUUCGGCCAGUCCAUUGCAAGAUUUCCUUGGCAUGACACAAGAGGAGGAGGGAAUAGAAGGGAGUUUACCGUCAGCUGGUGGGCUACUGUCAGGGGGUGGGGCUACUACUGAAGAAACCACACCCACUUUGAGUCUAACGGAAUACUUUACACCUCCAGGGGACCCAAAGAAAUAUGAUGCCAUAGGGUCGAAGGCUACAGUCUACAGCCGGUUGCAAGGUUUAAGAGCUAACGUGUGGCUCUCUGAAGAAUAUCCAUUAUCACUUCAGGACCAAAUACUACCAAUAAUUGAACUGAUGUCGUUGAAUAACGCUCACUUUGCAAAACUGAAGGACUUCAUUACAUUACAAAUGCCAGCUGGCUAUCCUGUGAAGUUUGAAAUUCCGUUAUUUCAUGUGAUGUCUGCUCGUGUUACAUUUGGUAACAUUAAUGGUCACACCCAGCCAGUGCCUCAUGUGUCACUAAAGACUGAAGAAGUGUUUGGAAGUGAAUCAACUCAAGCAAUAAGAACAACCUUUCAUGAGGGUACCUCCAGUGUCAAGAGACGUCACACUAGCUCUGAAUCAGAACCAACUGAUUGCACUAGUGUUGUAGCCACACCCACCACACGAGAGACUAAGGAAGUUUGUAUCAUCAGUAAAGAGGCAUUCACUAGACCAGCUGGAUACAGAGUAAGAGGAGGAGGGGGAGGGGAGAGUGAGAGAGGACUAGAGGAACAAGAAGAAGAAAUAUUACAAUUGGCAAUAAAACAAAGUUUAAUAGAACAAGGACUACCACCAGCUGAUGAAACACAAACAUUAACUCUUAGUGAAGCACUAGUUGAUGAAUCUGUUUCUAAUUUUGGGUCAGCACGGCACCAUGAGGAACAGCAGAGGUAUACUCAAUCAACUGACACUGAUUUAGAACUGGCUCUGGCCUUGAGUCAAAUACAAGCAAGCUCUGAGACCAGAAUUAGGAACGAAGAAGAUGAAGAAUUAGAACGAGUUUUGAAAUUAUCACUGCAUGAUAAAUAAUUUAGUAACAAUAAUAACAAUAAUAAUAAUAAUAAUAAUAAUAAUAAUAAUAAUAAUAAUAAUAACAAUAAUCAUAGUUUUGUUGUUUUUAUUUUACAAUAAUGUCAAAAUGUCUUUCUCAUAUUCUAAAAA
This is a messenger RNA of Amphimedon queenslandica, 2113 nucleotides long. RefSeq names its product ankyrin repeat domain-containing protein 13B-like. The record is from RefSeq and is a predicted model, not a curated record. The transcript is spliced from 17 exons. Bases 62 to 1981 code for a protein of 639 amino acids. NCBI's taxonomy places the organism in Eukaryota, Metazoa, Porifera, Demospongiae, Haplosclerida, Niphatidae. Gene Ontology annotation, cellular component: cytoplasm. Gene Ontology annotation, molecular function: protein binding.